UGGAAAACCCACCCACUAUCCCAAUUCCAAUUUCAAUAAAUACCCUUUCCUCUGUUUCUUCCUUUUCACAAACACAAACUCUCAUUCACCCCUGUAUCUUUUCUCUUCUCCUUUCCCAUGAGUUAUUACAACCAGCAGCAACCACCUGUCGGUGUUCCUCCACCCCAAGGUUACCCGCCGCCAGGGGAAUACGGGAAGGACGCCUACCCUCCUCCAGGGUACCCUCCACAGGGCUACCCUCCACAGGGGUAUCCAGCGCAGGGCUAUCCUCCUCCUUAUGCGCCUCCUCAGUACGCUCAGCCUCCGCCGCCUCAACAACAGUCUUCAACUGGCCCUGGUUGUUUAGAAGGAUGCUUGGCUGCUCUCUGCUGCUGUUGCCUGUUGGAUGCAUGUUUCUGAGGAAAGCUUGGGUUGCUGCACAAAUUGGAUUUGAAAGUGUAACAUGGCUUUGAACAUGAGGAAUAUUGCUUUUAGCUUUUUAUUUUCCCUUGUUGGUUUACAUUCGGUGGAAAUGAACUAUUGUUUUCAAACUUCUGCAUCAUUUACAGCAUUUUGUUGGUUUCUGUGUUUCCUGUGUUACAUUUGAUGCUUUUGUUAAUAUUGACAAUUGAUAUAAAUCUGUCCAAUUUCGUCUGUGUUAGCAUAACAACAGUUUUCUCCACUUGUACCACGUGAA
Vigna umbellata (rice bean) is the source of this 676-nucleotide messenger RNA. RefSeq names its product proline-rich family protein (gene WIH2). NCBI's taxonomy places the organism in Eukaryota, Viridiplantae, Streptophyta, Magnoliopsida, Fabales, Fabaceae. The record is from RefSeq and is a predicted model, not a curated record. Gene Ontology annotation, cellular component: plasma membrane.